Molecule: messenger RNA, 1512 nt
Organism: Drosophila obscura
Lineage: Eukaryota; Metazoa; Arthropoda; Insecta; Diptera; Drosophilidae
Product: serine/arginine repetitive matrix protein 1-like
Exons: 4
Coding region: 1-1512 (503 amino acids)
Source: RefSeq, a predicted model, not a curated record
AUGGCUAGGCAGAUUUUCACCUAUCAAGGUUUCUUCCUUAGCAAAACAGCAAUGAGUAACACGGGCGCGGACGACGCCCAGCCUUUGGGAGAAGACGGCAGUCAGCCCCAGGACACGGCGCCCAACGCCUCAAUCCAUAGAGCAACAACGCCCGGCUCACCACGGGCCAACAGUGGGGUAGCUGUCACCGGUCUCCCACCGGUCCAGGCAGCACCACCCCACGCCUUCACCGGGGAACACAGCACCCAGAAUGCCGAUCUCGGAGGCAUCCCAUCGCACGUGGCCGUGCACCCACUACAGGAGCUCGCCGAAGGCCCAUCCACCUCACGGGUGGCUCUACGACGACUCGCCAUCGCCGGCGACGCAACUGUGGCCGCCAUCCAGGGAGGACGGCCACACGAAAACAUCGGGGAACUCCAGCUCCUACGACGGGAGAACGCAGCCCUCCGAAGCGAGCUGAAGCGUCUGCGACAGCGGGAGCAGGAGCGACGACCCCCUACGGGUGCGUUGAAAGGCGAGCCACGACACCACCAAAGAUGGAAGUCACCCCCACCACCACUAGCGGUACAAAAACGCCUCGGCUCCUGGCCUCCUCCGCCAGGCACAGCCCGGAGGACAGUCCGUAAAAAGAGGGACCCAGCACCGCACAGCAGCACCGAUAGCGAGGCAGAGGUCUUGCGGGAUGGAUGCUUUGGAAAGGCCCGGCUCUCCAUGGCAACGCGACACCCAGCCACCGAAAGCAGCCACCAGCCCCGACUAAGGGAAGCUUGCCCCUCAGCUGGCAGUGGACAUGGUCACGGCCUCGGACGGUGGGCAGUGAGAGAGGAGACGGAGCUGAGCGAGAAGACGGAGCCGAGCGAGGAGGAGGGACCAGGCGAGUCCGAAACUCUGGCCGACAGCGGGAAAGGUCGGGGUGACGACGAAAGUACGGAGGAAUACCCGCGGACGGAGUCGGGCAUCGACGACGGGCGAGACACUCCACCAUCAGACCCACGGGGAGACACUCCGCUUCCCGAACCACGACCAGCCACGCCGCCACCAGAACUGCGGGCAGACACUCCGCCUUCACAGCCACGGGCAGCCACCCCGCCACCAGAGCUGCGGGCGGACACUCCGCCACCAGACCCACGGGUGACCAGUAGUAGCAAUGCCCAGGAAGAGGAAGACGACCUCUCGAUCGGAACCGGUACCAGAACCAGCACAUCGGAACCAGCACAUCUGAACCAGCAUAGGAACCAGCACAUCGGAACCAUCAUUGGAACCAGCACAUCGGUACCAGCCCACCAGAACCAGCGCCGGAACCACCACCGCGAGCGGUCAGCCAGCACCUCGUACCCUGCCCUCGAACCCAAGCGCGGCGAGGCGUCCCACUUCGACGGGGUCUACGUCCCACUGGGCGUGCCCUAUGUCCUAUCGACCAGACGGCCCGCCGCCCUACGUUUACGUCCUACCCAAGCGGCACCGCGCACCGCCUAUAUGCCUCCCCGACCCCGUCUCUAUGGUCUUCAAUAA